Messenger RNA from Spirodela intermedia, 8618 nucleotides. The record is from the annotation of a GenBank genome assembly. Lineage: Eukaryota; Viridiplantae; Streptophyta; Magnoliopsida; Alismatales; Araceae.
AUGAAGUCCGAUUCCGACUCGGACGGUUCUCACGUCUCCGCCACGCCGCCGAGGGGGUCUCCGCCUCCGCCGCCGCCUCCGCGGCGCGCGCCACGACCGCUCUCCGCCGCGCCGCCGGGAGAGCAGCGGCGACCACCGUCGGCUGUGUCGGCGCCUGUUAAGCGCAAAUCGGUAUCGAAGGUGGGAGCUCCGUCCAAGUGCAAGAAGUAUGAAAAGCCGAGGGAGAGGUCCAAAUCUGCCAUUCAUGAUUUGUCAGAUUCUUUUCUAUCCUCCCCCGACUGUUCGAGGCUUCCUUUCGCCCCCGUGAAGAUUCCAAAUUGGAAUAACCCUGCCGCCUCCCUCUCGAGCUCCGUUAUCUCUCGGAAACCUUCUUUUGACCCGGCGAGAUUUGAGCAAGUAGAGAUCAAUGGGGGCAAUUGCCUUGAUCCUGUUAAGCUUGGGAAGGAUGGGAUCACGGGUGGCAACAGCUGCGCAAAUGAUCUUGUUGAUGAAGUUUCCCUCGGUUUAUUUCGAUGCCACGGUCCGGAAACUAGUGUUAGAGAUAGAAAAACUAACAAUAGCCAGAUCGACAAGGAUCUCUUCACAAGCACGGGCAUUUCACCUACUGUGGCGGCUUGCCCCGAGAAAGGUAACUCAGAAGAUGAGAUUAUUGGUGCUGGCCGUGCGGUAAGUCAUCGCAUAGACGAAGGCUCUAGAGAGGUGCAUCAUGAGCUGUCGCCCAUCCGAAGCGGUGCCAGAGUUGCGAAAGCACACCCUAACUGGAUUAGUGGGCCUUCCGGAAUGACCAUGACGGAGACACCUAAACGCUUCAAAUUCUCAAACGAAGGAAACUUCGUGAAACUAAACCUGAACACUUAUGGCCGGAAAAAGUUCAGAUAUCGAAACGGAAAGAGAAAGUUUGCUGUUUCACGAUUUUCAAGAUCCCGCAGGAAAGCACCGGAUGUGAAACCUGGAGGGGUUGCUGAAGCAGGAUCGUACCGUUCAGAAAUGGACUCUUUUGAUUCAGAUACGCUGUUGAGGCAAGAGGGAAGCGUAAAAUGCAGCGGAGGUAUAGUGGAGGAGGCUAUCCUUGCCGUUCGAGAGGAUCAAUCUGAUGAAAAUCUGCAGAAACUUUUGAAAUUGACCCACGGUUAUGAUUCAUUCCGAGAAGGGCAGCUCACAGCUGUAAAACAGAUUUUAGAGGGAAAAUCAACAAUGCUUGUUCUGCCAACUGGUGCGGGGAAGUCUUUGUGCUAUCAGGUAUAUUCUCUCUGCCUAGUUGAUUCUUAUCUCUGGAGUUAACAUCAGGUGAACUACGCUCUGCCGUUGAAUAAAGACCCGGCACUUUAUCAACUUUCUUACUAUUUAAAUAAAGUUGCUUGUGUCCUUGUGGUUGACAGCUUCCUGCUUUGAUAUUACCUGGUUUAACUUUAGUCAUCAGUCCUUUGGUUUCAUUGAUGGUUGAUCAAAUUAGGCAGCUGCCUCCUUUAAUUUCUGGUGGUCUCCUCUGCAGCAACCAGGUGACUUUCAUUCUUAUCAGUCUCUGUAUCAGUAUUUCUGCUUUUAUCUUGAAGAUCUGCUUAUCAGACAUGGUUUCCUGUUUUAGACAAUUGAGGAAGUUAAUGAAACGCUCGAUCAAAUUCUUCAUGGAAGACUGAAGGUAAAUCUCAAAAGGCUUAUAGCUGGGUUACUUUUCUCAUAAUUGUGAAGAAUUAAAGAAAAGAUAUAUUCAUACAUAGAAAUCUGCUCUACCUUGUUUAUACUUGUUUCAUAUACUCAUAGGGUUUUUAGUAAUUCAGUUUGGCCUUCUUGGGCAAUACCUGUACGUCUUUUCCAUGUGGAGUUGACACACUCUAUCAGAAGUUCGUCCAAUUUUUUUUUCUUUUUUCUGGACUGUAGUUUCCCUCUCGUUUGGCCCUACCUUAUUCUUUUCAGAUGUUUUUAUAAUAUUCUGCAUUCCAGAACUCAAAUGCCAUUGACCUAUAUCUAUAUUUGCAUUGUCAAUGUUAUGCGUUAUUCCUUUGUGACACUCCAUGCAUAAUGUUAUUCGGAUGGAUCUUUUUAUCAGUUCUUGCUUUCAUUUUUUCUGGUUUCAGCACGUUCCUGUUUUACUUGUUUUCCUUUUUCUUCUCCUUCUUCCUAUUUCUUGAUAUAGCUGUCAACUUAUUAAUGAUAUUCACAUGCAGAUUUCUAUGUAUAAAUAUAUCUUUUCUUUAAUUCUUCACAAUUAUGGAAAAUCUGCAGGAUGGUAGCUGCUAACAUACUUGCUAUUUUUUUGGAUUUAUGCUUCAGGUACUUUUUGUUUCUCCUGAGAGGUUUACAGAUUCAAAAUUCUUAGGAAUAUUUGAGGAUGGUCCAGCUAUAUCACUUAUAGUUGUUGACGAAGCUCAUUGCCUCUCAGAGUGGUUAGUAGAUCUUUCUGCAUUUUUUUGACACAGACUAUUGAGGCCGAAUAGAUAUCCACUUCUCAUUUAUCCGAUUCCUUAAAAUCUCAUCGGGAUGUUCAAGUGCACUAUUUUUUCAUUGUCUGAGACGUUCUGUAAUUUACCCCCGCAGAAUUGUAUUUUUUUGUGUUCUCAGUGAUCUUUAGGUAUUCUGUACGAAAUCGUUUUGCAAAUGUUUUGAAAAUUUAUUUUUCCCACUGUUUGACAGGUCUCACAACUUCCGGCCAUCAUAUUUGAGAUUGAGGUCAUCACUAUUUAAAACAAAGCUCUCCGUUGAUUGCGUCCUUGCAAUGACUGCAACUUCAACAACUCAAACCUUGGAUGAUAUAAUGCGCUCUCUGGACAUCAAACCUUGCAAUCUUAUUCAAACAUGCAAUAUGAGGGAAAAUUUAGAGCUCCAUGUAACCAUGAGUGGAAACAGGCACGUAUUAUUUUUGGGUUUGUUUUAGUUUUUUUUUCUUGAAGCUCACUUCUCAAAAAUUACAUAGGUUGAAGGAUUUAUUGGCGUUGUUAAAGUCUUCACCUUUGAAUGAAGUGCGGAGUAUCAUUGUAUAUUGUAAAUUUCAGGUUCGUCUUCUUACCUCCAAAGUUUAACAGUAUUGUGAUGGGUAUCUACUUACUAUAUAACCAUCUGCAAGUUCGAGUCAGUUUUCAUCAUUUCUAUUGUGUGACACAUGUCUCUUAGAAGCUUGAAACAUAUCCUGCAUUAGUUGCUAUAGGUUUACCCAAUGAAUCCUUGUGCAUGAUUCCAGAUGGGCCCGCGUAUUGUUGGUUUAUCAGUGUGCAUGAACCCACUUUGUAGCUGGGCAUACAUUUGUGCGCCUUUGUGAUGCGUUUGGGUGCCAUUUGUCAUCUGCUUUAUACUUAGACUAAUGUUCCAUCUUACUGAUUAGUAGUUGUGUGACGAACGUCAUACAAGCUUUGUACAUGCUUGAGCUUGGUAGAUAUUGUACCACCACUCUUUUCUGAUUUUCAAAACAAAACUGAUAAGAUCACAGAGAACAUCGCGGAGAACAUGUGCUUUCACCAUUUUCACCUUCAAGAGUUCUAUAUGUGGAAGCUGUAGUCUCUUCAUACUUCAAAUUAAGGUGCACAUGGUUUCAAGUUGCCAUUUUUUUGUUGUCCGUUGAAAAUACGAUCAUGUAAUUUAUAUGUAAUGAGUCGGCUCACAACAGCUUCUCCCCUUAUCAAAAAUUUUAAGGCAACCUAGGCGAUGGUUUAUUAUAUUUUUGUUAAGGUGACAAGGCAAAACUACUUGAUGAUGCCUUUUUUUAAAUGUGUCUUUCAUUCCUUUUUUCUAAAAUAUUACUUCUUAAUAUCUGAUAAGCAGGAAAAAAUGUACUAUUCCACUUGAUUCUAAAAUUUCAAAAUUAAUUACGCGCAUUAAAGCUCCAUUAAUGACAUAAAUAAUGCUCGUGAAAUUAAAUCCUGAAAGAAACUACUUCCAUUCAACAUCUGAAGGAAUAUUUUCUGUCUGACAGCCUUGUGCAGUCUCAUGAUGGACUUUCUUCUCUUACGGAACUUCCUCAUCAGACUGCUGUUAAUGCAAAUCCUUUCAAGGUUGGAGAAUAUAGAAAAGUAUUAAGUAGAGUCCAAACUCAGAUUGAAUUUACCUCAGUGGGCGCUGGGCUUAUAAACCAUGUGGACAGCAGGGGUUACUCAUGGCCUGCCACUCCUUGCCAUAUCUUCCCGGAGAUUUUUUCAUCCAAUCUAGCUGAGCAUGCUUGUUUGCUUGCGCUUAACAUUUUUAUAUUCCAUUCAGUUUAUGUUCAUUUUGAAAAAAUUUCACUGGUUCUUGAAGUGUACACUCCUUAAUUCGAUCGUCGUAAAGAUCACCGUAUCUUGGAACUGUUUUUUUGUGUCAUCCCGCUGUUGUGUGGUGAUUGUCUCUAACAUUGGAUUUCUUUUUAUUACUGCAUUGUUUGCGAUAACUCUAUCAUCAUCAUUUUUAAUGUGUUCCUGCUACAGUCUGAAACUGAUCUGGUCGGCAGCUAUCUUUGUGAUAAUGGUAUUCCUGCAAGGGUGAGUCAAUUCACUGGGGGUUCCAGUUUAUUUCAUGCCGCAGUAUUUAAUGUAUAAAAUAUUUGAUUAAUUCUUUGCUACUAAUGUGACCAAACUUCUUGCUUUAUAGAGUUAUCACAGUGGGAUUCGGGCAAAGAAUAGAAGUCGCACGCAGGAACUAUUCUGUGCAAAUAAAAUACGAGUGGUAAGACAAUCUACCCCAUUGAUGUUAUUGAUCAGCUUAAAAUUUUUCAUGGUUGACGUCUUAGGAUUAUUUCUCCUGUCCAAGGGAAGAACAACGGUAGUUCACCUGUUUCGGUAACUUUCUUUCUUAUUUGUUUUCUUUUAGGUCGUGGCAACUGUAGCGUUUGGCAUGGGUCUCGAUAAACGCGAUGUUGGAGCAGUAUGUCCACAUUAUAUAUUCUGCUCAGCAUUAUUUUCCAUGCAUUGUCCCUCAGUUUGUUUGUUCAGAUCAUAUAGUUAUCUAGGGUCUUUCAUCCCCCAUAUUUUGCUGUGUGCUAAAAAACCUAAAAAUGGCAUUAUGAUUUUAUAUUUUCAGGUGAUUCAUUAUAGCCUACCAGAAAGCUUAGAAGAAUAUGUACAGGUGGUCUUUGAUAUUCGGCAGCAGUUACCACAUACAUGGAUCUGGUUUCUGAGUCGGCAUCAUGGAACAGUGGAUUGAAUGAAAUCUGAUUUUGUAGGAAACUGGACGUGCUGGAAGAGACGGGAGACUUUCUCUUUGCCAUCUCCUCCUCGAUGAUAACACAUACUACAAACUUCGUAGCCUUCUUUACAGGUUCUGGCAAAUUAUUUUCCAUCAUCUUCAGUCUCAUGUAUCAGUGUAAGGCAAAUAACAUUAUCUCGGUUGUUGUGCUUAGUGAUGGUACCGAUGAAUAUGCAAUGAAUAGACUUCUCUGCCAAAUUUUUGAUUACAAGAUCAAUUCACCUGGAAAUAUUUGCUCCUUAGUUAAAGAAUUCGCAGCUCGGACCUUUGAUAUGAAAGAAGAGGUUUUUUUUUACUCUCAUCCACAUUCGAAACAGUAUUUCAUUUCUGCGUGGAUAAUUUUUUAUUCGCAUAGCAAUUUUGAUUUAAAGUGAAAAGCAAGCAUUUUCUGGUGGCAGGUGAUAUUAACCGUACUAACACAGCUGGAGUUAGGUGAAGUUCAAUAUAUACGUCUACUUCCACCAACUAAUGUCACGUGUACACUGCAAUUUCACAAGGUCGGUGCUCCGCCAUUUUAAGAAUAAGUAAUUUUUAUUUUUUUUUCCUAUGCCACGCGCAAGCUUGUCUGUUGAGAUCGGGAAAGGAGGUGGCGGUGCAAUAGUGACCUCAUUUGGACCAGACAAUGAGACAGUCUUUUGUGUCCAGGUGAAGAUUCAUGUAACAGGAAAAAGAUUUCCCUUUACUUAUCUGUAGAGUUAUGUGGCCAUGGAAAAGAGAUUAAAUGGAACAGAAUUGACUUGGUGGUAGAGUCGCAGAAAUGUUUCUUACUGCAUACUUCCCAUGUUGUUAUAAUUCGGAUAACUUUGAUACAUCUUUUACUAAUCCUUAAAACGUAUUCGUUUAUUUGCUGUCUAAUCACUUUUCUUUUCAUUUAUAUUGCACAUAACCUAUACUGUUAAUUUUUUUAUCAUUAGGAACAAUGUGUUUGAUUGACUUCCUUUUAUGAAAAAUUCUUGUUGCAGAGUUCUCCCAGUUUACUUUCUGGUAAGAGCAUUGUCGUUGCAGCAAUUUUAAAAAAGUGAGUCUUUUUGCGAUAUGAAUUGUUUGGCAUUAAAUGGUGACUUCGGUUUUAAAUCUCUGUUUGUCUGUCUGUCUAUCUCUCUCUCUCUCUCUUGCUCUCUGGUGAAUCGCUUCAGAUCCGAAGCCAAGCAAGGGCACUAUAUCUUUGAUAUACCCACUGUAGCAAAUAGUACGAGAAUAACGGCUAUCGAGUUAUUAAAUCAUCUCCAAAAGCUCAAGGUAUGGUUGAUCAAUUUUUUGCGAUUCUUAUGAAUAUUUUGCUUACGGCAGUUGUAUUUGCAUUGAUUAGUGUUAAAGAAUCAUGCAUUCUCUUCGAUUGCGAUACUUAAAAUCGGAAACCAGAAUUAAACCUGUCUCAUAUGGUCCAAGCUUCAGUUUCAAUUAAUUCUGACCAGUUCUAAGCAAACCGCUUACUCUUGAUCCUGUUCUUAGUGUUCCUCUACGAACUACAAGAUUUUCAUACUUUACUCAUAUUUGUCCAUCAGCGCGUUAUUUGGCCUUACUUUUUGGUUCUCAAGUGAGGUCAAGAUCUUUUUUGUCAGUCUGUACUACAGAGGAACAAAUUGUUAAAAACUGUGGACACUUCCAACGAAGUCGGCAGUUUCAUAGGAAGUUUCAGUCAGCCAGCUACAUUAAAAAUGACGAUUUCUCCAAGAAAAAUUAAAAAUCAGCGUCCAGUGGUCAGACCUACUUUACUUUUAAAAGAUACGCCGCGAAGUAAAUGCUUCAUGCAUUUUUAUUUUUAAACGUUUUGUUUUUUAAUAACUUUUAAAAAGGCCUCCCAAAACUUUAUAAAUGUACGAUUAUUUACAGAUCGUUCAUUUCAGUCCUUUCCUGCUGCAAACUUAUUGCUCCCCCGUUUUAUUGAUAACAGAUUCAAUGCUCCCUCUGUUUGGAGGAAGCUGUUACCUACAAUUCAAUGUGUUGCCAUCACCAAGUCAUCACAAAAUAAGGAAAAAAAAAACUAAUAUUUAUAAAUUUCCCUUGCCACGUUACUUUGUAAUAAACCGUAACACCCAAAAAAAACAAAACAACAACAACAACAACAAUAAGGCUACCGUGUUAAUGAGUUCAGAGGGCUAUGAAAUUUUGCAUUUUUCAUUGGUCCAGUUACCGGUCAAUCUGCAUGAGGUGUGAUGCUCCUAGCCAGGGAACCGAGCACUCGAAUCUACUUCAUGGAAAUCAAUUUAGAAGUCUUGUCAUUAUUUAUCAUCUCACGUCAGAUAAAACUGACUAACCCUCUUCCUUCUCAUUCCUUGUGAAUUCCCCAAAUGCUUCAUUGAUGGUUCGCACGUGUAUUUCAAUCAUAAUUAUUUUCCAUUCAUGUAAACACCAAGAGCUUGUCCUUGCAACACCCGCUAAAUGCCUGGAUACCAUGCCUUCUGUCUGAAUAUUGAUGCUCCUCCCAUGGAAUAUUAUGUUGCCUACUUGAAAGCAUCGUGGGAUACCCCUAUUUUGCUGCCUUCUUCAGUCGCCACCGGAUAUCCUAUGAUCUCUUGGUUUUCUUUCUCUGGUCGCUGUUCUCAUCCUUCUGUAUGAUGUCCUUUCGUGUAAAUAUUCAGUCCUCGGGGGAAAUCACUUAUGAAACUAAGGAUCCGGCGUUUUACUACGCGAUUAUGAAAAGACCAGAGGACAUAGUCUCCCUUUCGACCGACCUGACGAAGUGGCUCUGCCUGGUCGAAAUCUGCAAGGUACGUGGAUGGUUCAGACUAAUCCAUAGAGCAAAUCCACACUUCAUCUUACCAUGUCUGCUAACAGAUACGCAAGUUGGACGCCAUGUUCGGGGCGGCAAUGUUCGCCGCCAAAGAGUGCAAGAGAACCGGUGGCUGCUCGUCUUCUUUGCACUCAGAAUGCAUGCGGAAAAGGAUUCUCGACUACUUCGCGAGGGGCGGUGGACUCUCUCAAGACCCGCCGCUGACCAUGGAAACAAAGAGCAGGUCAGCAAUGUUCUUUCUUUUCUCGACCACCUCCAGUAAAACCCCUUUCACCCCACCCAUUAAAAAUCUCGCUGAAGCUGUUUCACCGUGAACUUGCAGCCCAUUUCUUCGAGCAGAUAUAAAGGUGAGUUGCGUCCAUUUCCUUGAGAGACGUCCGCUAUGGGAAGCCAAAUCUUCCCUCGUCUACCCAUCGUCGGAGAAGUCAACAUUCCUGCCUGCAACAGGUGUUUCUGCAGAGCAACCCGCACGUUAAGUUCACGCCGCGAGCGGUGGCGAGGAUAAUGCACGGCAUCCCCAGCCCAGCCUUUCCCUACGCGACCUGGUCAAACACCCAUUUCUGGUAACCUCCUCCGACAGGACCCGUUGCCACAAGGUUUACUGGGCGUUUCUCACGUUUAAAGUUGUGUUCGCUCCUUCUGCAGGGGCCGGCAUUCACAGGUUGACUUUCCCGCCGUCAUGAGAGCUGCCGCCGUGGAACUCAUCAGCAUGCCCGGCAGAGGGGGAGCCGUCUAG